This is a messenger RNA of Stereum hirsutum FP-91666 SS1, 2649 nucleotides long. RefSeq lists its product as uncharacterized. Gene Ontology annotation, molecular function: DNA-binding transcription factor activity, RNA polymerase II-specific; transcription cis-regulatory region binding; zinc ion binding. Lineage: Eukaryota; Fungi; Basidiomycota; Agaricomycetes; Russulales; Stereaceae. Gene Ontology annotation, biological process: regulation of DNA-templated transcription; DNA-templated transcription. The record is from RefSeq and is a predicted model, not a curated record. Gene Ontology annotation, cellular component: nucleus. The transcript is spliced from 15 exons. The coding region runs from base 1 to 2649 and encodes 882 amino acids.
AUGGAGGACGGCGACUCCAGCAAGAACCUCAGUGCAAGUAAACCAGACAUCAAGCCCCCUACUAGGACUCUCAAUCGUGUUCCGCGUGCCUGCAAUGCUUGUAGAAAGCAGAAGAUGAGAUGUGAAGGCGCGGACAAUCCUCCAUGUAGGCGCUGCAGACAUGCUGGACUCGAGUGCUUGUUUGAGAAGCCGUCCAGGGAGGCGUCCUUAACUGGCGAAGCCGGCCUAGAACGUAUUCGCAGUCUCGAGGCCCAUGUCGCAGAAAUAAGGCGCUCCCAACUCAACAUACAACAUACGCUCACAGAAAUUGCGACCCAGCUCAGAGGUGCAUCGGUCCCGCGUUCACCCUCCGUCAUCAGUCAGCCGUACAUGCAUGCAUCCCCGAGCAUGCAAGCCGGAUCUCCUGCCUCCUCGAUUUCCACCGUUCGCGCUCCGCUCAUGGUUGAAACUAGCAAUCCGAUGCAUUCUACUCACUCUGGCGGCGUACGAUCCAUGAUGACCCCUGUAUCCAGUAGCCAACCCUACCAUCACAGCCCAACUCCGUCUCUCGAAAUGCAUCCCUCCCAGUUCACUCCAGGUCACAAUCAAUAUGCUCAAGGAAACAUUCCCCCGAAUUUCCAUCCUCCUAUGCUGCCUCCUGCAUACGGGGAACCCAUGGGGCCUCCCUCUGGCAUGAGGCACCCGUACGCUGAUCCUUCACAGCAACACCACCAUAGUUUGGGAAAUGAGUCUGCCAAUUCUGGUUCCAAGCGCACCCUAUCGACUUCCGUUGGGACUAGUGCCGAGUCAUCCGAAGUUGAGGAGGAUGAUGGUGAGCUACCGGCUUCCGGGCUGGUAGCGCCUUGGGAGGUUCUGCGCGGUCUGGCUGAUGUUGCUGCUCAGAGAGCCGCCAAGGAGAAUGACGGGAUCAGCGAGCCACCAAGUCGCGCGAGAACGCCCGACGGCGAUCCACAGCGCCGGCCCACAAAACGGAGAAAGGUUCAUCACAAGGUUGUGCGAGGACCAACAUUCCCCGAUGUGGUGACCAAGGGCGUCAUCAGUGAGGGCGACGCCCGCGAUCUCUUCAAGCUAUUCUACCACGGCUGUUCUACAUUCCUGCCCAUCUUCGAUCCCGCUGUGGAUACCUUCGAUGCAUUGCACCAGCGUUCACCAUUUGCGGUCUCCACAAUCUGUAUGGUAGCGGCGAGAGUACGAGAUGGAGGCGGCAAACCCGGUGACGUCUACAUGAAAUGCUUGCAAGAAGUACAGGCUAUGGCUUGUGCCACGCUCUUCGCCCCUGUUCUGCGAGUGGAGGCUAUUCAAGCCAUGAUCCUUGUAUCGGGGUGGUCAGACAGUCCAUGGUUGAGUGGAGGCCACGCUGUGAGGAUGGCUUUGGAACUGUCUUUGCAUCAAGCUUGGCCGAAGCUCCUCAGGAGAGUGGAAGCAAACAAAGCUACUGAUAGUCCCGAGGACAGGGAACUCGUUGUCUAUACCAGGACCUGGUUCUGCCUCUAUCUCUUCGAGCAUCAAAUGUCCUACGGUUCUGGACGGCCCGCCGUCUUGAAGGAUGACGAGAGUAUAUGGAAAUGUCGUCUCCUUCUUCGCCACCCCCUGUCCAUUGAGGACGACAUGCGUCUGGUCUCGACGGUCGAGCUCAUGGCCAUCCGGGAGCGUGUGAACAACUCGUUGUCCAACAAUACCACUGGGCCAGUCGACGACCGGACUUUCGAGGUCCUCCGUACUGCGGACGCCGAGUUCGUGAAUUGGUACCAGACCUGGGAUCAGGCUUUCUCUCAGAAAUACGAGGAUGCUGCCUUCUAUCGCCAGAGUCUACAGAUUCAGCACAUACACGCAGAACUGUACCAUAACGCCUCUGCUCUUAGAGGUAUUGAUGGUCCGGAAGACGUACAGAAUAUGCCUCCUGCGCAAAGAGAAUUGGCCAUACGCUCCAUACAUAUAGCUCGGCAAGGUUUAGAUAUCACGGUGAAUUCACCGUCUUACAGGGAAGGCAUGAAAUAUGCCGUGCACUAUACCCAUGUCACGGCGACAUUCACUGCUUCCUUCCUUUUACGACUUGCACGAUUGUUCCCUAACGACUGCGAUAUGCAACAAACGAGAUUACAGAUUGAACGACUCUCCGCUCUGAUGUCAGAAAUACCCGGGAGACGUUACGCUCUCACCCUCCAACUGAUGCUUAAGAGGCUGACGAGGCGCCAAACCUCGACUUCCCGAUCACCCAAAAUGGCCCGAGAUCAGUACUAUUCCCAAGCCGCCGCUGGACCGUCUAACCUGUCAACAAGUCAAGUCGUCAGCCAGGGCCACGUCCCGCCUUCGCCUUCUUAUGAUAGCCCGAUGUCGCAAGGCGGAGGACACCCUCAACAUCCUCUCCACACGCCACACCAACAACAUCCGCACCAACACCAGCAACUCCCACCACCACCACAACAACAACAACAGCAGCAGCAGCAGUAUGUUCCAGGUGUCCAGCAACAGCUGCAGUAUCCUCCGAACGCGGACUAUAUCUGGCAAGGCUUCGAAACCACCGCGAGCGAGCAGUUGCCGGUGUGGUUGUCUGAUCAGACUUUGGGCGGCAACUCGUUCACGCAGAACGGGAUGGAUGCGUUCCUGCUGCCUACGGAUUAUCUGCCGCCAGCGCCUCAAAUCUGGUAG